Messenger RNA from Aspergillus alliaceus, 4125 nucleotides. It is a transcript of the gene ssdA, whose product is annotated as mRNA-binding translational repressor SSD1. Gene Ontology annotation, biological process: mRNA catabolic process. The record is from RefSeq and is a predicted model, not a curated record. Gene Ontology annotation, cellular component: P-body; exosome (RNase complex). The transcript is spliced from 5 exons. Bases 1 to 4125 code for a protein of 1374 amino acids. Lineage: Eukaryota; Fungi; Ascomycota; Eurotiomycetes; Eurotiales; Aspergillaceae. Gene Ontology annotation, molecular function: RNA binding; 3'-5'-RNA exonuclease activity.
AUGGAUCAACAGGGUCAAUCCGGGGUUCCCGGUCCGACGGGCCGCAAGCUUCACAUUGCUCAUCGAAGAAGCCCAUCAGAAUUAACUCCUCUUAUGAUGGAACAAUUAGCGAUUCAGCAACAGAUUGAGCUGCUUCAGCAGCAACAACAACAAAUCGCAGCUACCCACCAACAGUAUGUUAACAUGGGACUCCUACAGCCUCAGCAGUUGGGUCAGGUCUCUGCGUUCUCUCCUUCACUCCAAGGUGGUGCGUCUAUGGGUGGGGUUUCCCCUCAGCUCAAUGCCUUCCAGUUCCCUCAACUUGCUCAGCAACAGCUUGGUGUUCCGAUGAACAGCCCCGGGCAGCAUUCGCACCGCCGCAACCAAUCAGCCCUCCCUGGCUUGGGUAUGGGACCUCCUCCAGCUCCGUCUUCCGGAGCUUCAGGGUAUUCUGAUUAUAAUCAGCCCCAAAGCAGCCAGCCGAAAAAUGAGAAUGGAGGUCACGGUCGUGGCCGAGGGGGACCCCCAGGUGGUGGUGGUCACCAGCGACGUCACUCGCUUGCGCUGCCUGAAGCCAAGAAGGCUGCCGAACUCGCCCAGCAGAAGAGAACGGCAUCCGGAUUUCAGUUCCCUAUCCCCAGUGCUGGAGGUGAAUCAUCCGAUAAUGCAGCAGGUUCGGACGACAAGUCCACUCCUUCCACGACACCAGUUCCUCAGGGACUGGGUCUGCAACGGGCCGGCAACAUUCGGUCUGGCGGACAUGGCCGUAGUCAGUCUAUGGCUGUGGGCAGCAACCGGGGCUCUAUAUCCGGCCGUAGCGCUGGUGGAUUCCAAUUUCCACAGUCGAAUGAUUCAGAGAACCCACGUCGCGGAAGCCAGACAGGCCAUGCUCGUACUUCGUCUCGGAACUUCGACGGCAACUGGCGCCAACCAAACAACCAGGGUCAGAGUCAGGAUCAGCAGAAGAGUUUUGGACAACAGGGCAGUGGGUUCCAGCCCGGUCACCGUGCGCGUGCAUCGAUGAACCAAUCCAUCGGCUCCAUCGGCUCGUUCCAGUAUCCUAGCCAGCCGCAGCUCAUUCAGUUACCCCAGGGUCAGGUAGUCAUGGCCCCACCGCAGAUGUUUGGCGGCGGUCAACAGCUGAACCCGCUGCAGCUUGCACAGCUUCAGGCUCUCCAACAAAAUGGCCAGCUGAACGGCCAGGGCCUGGGUCUCCAAGCCAGCCAGCAUGCUCCUCCCCAGCUGUCUGCCCAACAGCAGCAGCAGCAGCAGCAGCAGCAGCGGAAGACUUUAUUCACCCCAUAUCUGCCUCAGGCCAACCUUCCUGCGCUAUUGAGCAAUGGUCAACUAGUAGCCGGUAUCCUGCGGGUCAACAAGAAAAACCGUUCCGAUGCAUACGUUACAACUCCAGACCUGGAUGCGGAUAUCUUCAUCUGUGGCAGCAAAGACCGAAACCGUGCUCUUGAGGGCGACUACGUGGCCAUUGAACUCCUGGAUGUUGAUGAAGUGUGGUCUCAGAAGCGCGAAAAGGAAGAGAAGAAGAAACGCAAAGACAUCACUGACGCACGCACCGGUAGCAAUGCUGGAAGCGAUAAGCUCUCUCGAUCUGACUCCGGUGCCAAUGGAGACCGCCAGGAGGUCGGUCCUGACGGCAGCAUCCGCCGCCGCGGCAGUCUUCGCCAGCGCCCAACACAAAAGAAGAAUGACGAUGUCGAAGUGGAGGGUCAGAGCCUCCUCUUGGUCGAGGAAGAUGAGAUCAGUGAUGAUCAGAAGCCGCUGUACGCUGGUCAUGUCGUGGCUGUAAUUGAACGUAUUGCCGGACAGAUGUUCUCGGGCACUCUCGGACUCCUGCGUCCCAGUAGCCAGGCGACGAAGGAGAAGCAAGAAGCUGAACGGCUUGCCAGAGAUGGCCCUCAUGGCCGUUCGCAACACGAUCGUCAGCAGGACAAGCCUAAGAUUGUCUGGUUUAAGCCUACCGACAAGCGUGUUCCCCUCAUCGCCAUCCCUACGGAACAGGCGCCUCGCGAUUUCGUCGAGAAACACCAGGACUACGCCAACCGCAUCUUUGUUGCUUGCAUUAAGCGAUGGCCCAUCACGUCCUUGCAUCCUUUUGGGACUCUUGUUGAGCAGUUGGGUGAAAUGGGCGACCUGAGGGUUGAAACCGAGGCGCUCCUCCGUGACAACAACUUCGGGUCCGACGAGUUCUCUGAUGCUGUCCUCAAGAGCAUUGGCUGGGAGGACUGGUCGGUUUCUAGCCAGGGCGAAGCUCUUCUCGCCUCUCGCCGCGACUUCCGUCAGGACACGACGUUCACCGUCGUUCCUAGUGGAACCAAGGAGCUCGAGAAUGCUUACCAUUUCAAGCCUCUUGGAGACGGCAAAGUGGAGAUUGGAAUUCACGUCACCGACAUCGCUCACUUUGUUAAAGCUAAUUCUCUGGUUGACCGUGAAGCAAAGAAACGAGGCACUGCCGUCUACCUCGUUGACCGACUAGUCAACUUGCUGCCGCGGCGCAUCUCUACUGAGCUUUGCUCUUUGCUUCCUGGAGAGGACCGUCUUACGGUCAGUGUCGUGAUUAAGGCUAAUCCUGAGACUGGUGCCAUUGACGACGAUGUCUGGAUUGGCAAGGGCAUCAUCAAGAGUGCUGGUCGGCUGAGCUAUGAGGAAGUGGAUGCUGUGGUCCAGGGAGCUUCAGAUCUUUCUGUGCCUGAAAUAAAGGCUGAGACUCUUCGAGCACUAUACGCCGUGGCCUCGAAAUUCCGCGAAGCGAGAUUCGGUAACCGGGUCUCGCAUUUACCUCCUCUGCGGUUACUAUACCAGACGGAUGAUGAGAAUGUUCCAGUUGAAAGCAACAUCUUCAACUCCUCUCCUGUGCGGGACAUUGUGGAGGAACUGAGUCACAAAGCCAACUUCUUCGUUGCUCGUAAAUUGGUGACUGCCCUGCCCGAUAAGGCAUUCCUCCGUCGUCAGCCAUCGCCUAAUGUGCGCCGCCUCCACUCGUUCAUCGACAGGAUGAAUAGGCUUGGAUUUGGGCUAGACUCGACGAGCAGUGGGACUUUGCAGAGCAGUCUUUGCAAGGUCCAGGAUGAUGAUUUACGCAAGGGAAUGGAAACACUUCUGGUCAAAGCUAUGCAGCGUGCCAAGUACUACGUGGCCAGCAACGUGCAGGAUGACCAGCGCCAUCACUACACUCUCAACAUGCCAGUCUACACUCAUUUCACCAACCCAUCUCGUCGCUACGCAGAUAUCAUUGUACAUCGCCAACUAGAGGCCAUCCUGUCCAAUGGCGCCGCUGAGUUCUCGGAUGAUGUUGAAACACUGAGCAAGACUGCAGACGUUUGCAACAACAAGAAGGAUUCUGCCCACAAUGCUCAGGAGCAGAGCGUGCACAUUGAAGCGUGCCGUGCCAUGGACAGGAAGAGACAGGAGAUUGGCGGGGACCUAAUCAGUGAGGGUAUUGUCCUCUGCGUCUAUGAGUCUGCUUUUGAUGUCCUCAUUCCGGAGUAUGGCUUUGAGAAGCGUGUCCAUUGUGACCAGCUGCCCUUGAAGAAGGCCGAAUUCCGCAAGGAAACCCGAGUUCUGGAGCUUUACUGGGAGAAGGGUGUCCCGUCCUCUGCGUAUAUCCCUGAAGAUGAACGUCCAAAGCCCGCAAACUCCCGUGCUGCUCAGGCAGCGGCGGCCGCGCGUGAAGUAGAAGCUGCUAGAGAACGCGCUCGCGAGAGGGAGGAAGCUAUGCGGAAGCAGACCGAGACCGGAACCAUAUCCACUAACGAUGUGGAUGCUCUCUUCGACGAUGACGACGAUGACGUCUCCGAAGUCACUGAGAUGGCUGCAGGUGUGUCAUUAAACUCAUCUGCCGACCGCUCGACUCAGAGCAUGCCACCUUCCCCGACUCGCAAUGGUCACCUUCAACAAUCCCCUCACCGGACCCGAUCCGAUCCGAAGAUUGCCACGAUCAGUGGUGACGCCCCCGAAGCGAAACUGACCAACAAGGAGAAAUACCUACAGCUUUUCAAGCUUAGGGAAGAGGACGGAGAGUAUAUUCAAGACGUCACUGAGAUGUCCCGCAUUCCCAUCAUACUGAAGACCGACUUGUCUAAGAGUCCUCCUUGUCUCACGAUUCGGUCUGUAAACCCCUACGCUCUGUAG